This is a messenger RNA of Bombus pyrosoma, 636 nucleotides long. RefSeq names its product fatty acyl-CoA reductase 1-like. Gene Ontology annotation, molecular function: alcohol-forming very long-chain fatty acyl-CoA reductase (NADP+) activity. Lineage: Eukaryota; Metazoa; Arthropoda; Insecta; Hymenoptera; Apidae. Gene Ontology annotation, biological process: long-chain fatty-acyl-CoA metabolic process. The record is from RefSeq and is a predicted model, not a curated record. Gene Ontology annotation, cellular component: peroxisome.
GGCAAUGAAUAUGAGCAAAUAUUACAAUAAAUUGGUCAUAGCGACAAGCUACUUCAACUCGAAUGAAUGGUCCUUCAAAAGAGAUAACAUUACCGACAUGAUAAACAAGGUGAAUACCUUGGAAGAUGGAAAUAUUGUUAAACUGGACUUGCAGGAUAUGGUUUGGAGGAAAUAUGUAGCAAAUUACUUGGCGGGAAUUAAGAAAUUUAUUCUGAAAGAAGACCCCAAAUCUAUAAAUGCGGCGCCGUAACGGUUAUCGACAUUCUACUGGAUACGUGAGAUAACUAAAGCUUCUGGUAUAAUCAUUUUACUUCCGAUAAUAUUGGUAAUAAUAUUGUUGUACACUGAUCAUUUUAACAUUAUUUUUCCCGCUUAAAUAAAAAAAACGAAGCGUAUGGAACUUUAUGAAAAAGGGCCUUGCAAUAGGAACAAACCGCUAUAUAUAAAAAGUGUCUGGCAGAGUUAGAAAUUAUUCGAACAAUAUUCCGAAUAAAUGAUUGUUCGAAUAAAAAGUGCAGAUAAAUGAAGUUAUUUACUGAUAUUGUGAAUAAUACGUAUAUGAUAUUAUUGUAUAAUAUUAUUGUAUAAUAUCACAAAUUGUUGACAUAUAUUAAAUAUACUAAAUAAUUCAGAACA